Branchiostoma belcheri (Belcher's lancelet) is the source of this 2752-nucleotide messenger RNA. RefSeq names its product vesicle-associated membrane protein 4-like. Gene Ontology annotation, biological process: vesicle-mediated transport; Golgi ribbon formation. Gene Ontology annotation, cellular component: membrane. The record is from RefSeq and is a predicted model, not a curated record. Lineage: Eukaryota; Metazoa; Chordata; Leptocardii; Amphioxiformes; Branchiostomatidae.
AGCCCAACGUCGGUCCGAUGUUUGCGGAUUACUUCCGGGACAGAGAUCACAACAACACUGGAUGUAGUCCGAUCUGAACCAGAUCGACUUGUUGCGUGCAAGAGAACAAUAAAGAUAUGCGGAAUUCUUCUGACCCUUCACAUUCAGAUUUAGCCUUUGACCUUUGUAAAGGGUAAGCUUGCAGGAGAUCCUGUAGGAAACGUCCACGUCACAAGUUGGAUCACCCUAGGCUGGAUCACAAACCUCUGGAUCACUUCUGAUCCCCAGGAUCAACCAUCAAGUGUCCCUUAUUUGAGUCCUCCGGAUUCUUCUUAAAGAUAGGACUGUAGAUCCUUGAAGACGCCAUGUUACAAACAGCGACGGCAGCCAGCCACUACCACAUGCGAUCCGGGGGAUCCCGCGCGAUCUACGCUCCUCCGUCAGGCCGACAGGAUCCCAGUCGUUCAGAAGAACGGGAAAGUAAUAGAAAUUCCAAGAUGCCUCCCAAGUUCAAGAGAUUCCUGGACAGCGACGAUAUGUACAGGGCAGGGGUAGCCGAGAGAGCGAGCCUUCUUGAUGGCAGUGAUGAUGAUGAGGAAGACUUUUUUGUAGCUGCAGGUGGGAAGCGCUACAACAAGUACACCAAAAUCAAGAGAGUUCAAGGUCAGGUGGAUGAGGUCAUAGAGGUCAUGCAGGACAAUGUUGCCAAGGUGAUAGACAGGGGAGAGAACCUGGAGCUGCUACAGGACAAGUCAGAGGAACUCUCUGAUCACAGCAUCAAGUUUCUAAACACUUCCAAAAGACUCAAGUCAACAAUGCGAUGGCACAACUGCAAGAUGUAUGCCUUACUGUUCACUGUACUACUGGUCAUCAUCCUCGUCAUUGUGUUGCCCAUCAUCAUUCAGAAGUACAGGAAGCCAUAGUGGUCCCUGGUCUGGAACAUUGUCCUACAUGAACUCAAGUGCAUUAUAAUAAACCUGUGAAUAUUGCCUAGGAAAAUGUAGUAGUCAGACAACAUUUAAGAAGCAUUUGUCUUUUGUAAACAAAAGCAACUACAUUGUAUGUAAUGUAUUUUUAAGUGUUUUUCUUAACAGUUUGGACUAGUAAGAGCUUUAUACUACAUUGUAUUAUACUGUGUUUCUUUCAUCAUUUGGUUGUAGACAGCUGUAUUUUGUCUAUGCAUAAUUGGUGAGACAAUGGGUUACAUUUAACAGUCUAUUUAGUGUGGUGGUCAGAUAUUGACCAAGAAAAGUAGCAUAGGGACUUUUUUGCUGCUCAAAAUUUAAUCUUAACCUUGCUGCAUGGGAACACUUUUUAUAAGGAAUUGCUGUGUUUUUUCAGAUGUGCUGGGUUAGUGAAAAAUGUAAUGGGAACCUCUAAAAAUAGUAUUCAGCCUUGUAAAAAGUGCUUUUUCUACAAACUAUUGAGAGUCAAGGAUAAUUGACAGUUUAAGACAAAACAACAUCAUCAAAUAAUAGUCCAGUGUGUGCAUUAAUCAAGAUCCAAUGAUAAGUAAAUAGAAUUACUGGUAGAUGCAUGAAUGUAAUUACUACUAGUAUCAUAUUAGGUUUUUUUAUAUCAGUCAUGGCAAAAAAUGAAUUAUAUUUACCAGGUCUGUCAGUUUCAAAUCUUGACAAAUGCUAUAAAUGACAGCACAUGUAUUUGAACACAAAGUCUCAUCACAGCAACAUAGCAAAAUUGAUUAUUAAGACUUGCUGCCUUAAGGUAAGAAAUGAUAAGAAAAAAAAUUCUGUAUUUUUCAUGACAGAAAGACAGCAGAAUAUCAUGGACUAACACUUGCCUGAUCAUGUCACAUAGUGCAAUAUUCACACAUGCUAGCUGAACACAUCAACACAGUCUGAUAUAUUUUUCUGAUAGCUAAUGCGAUUGCAUUAUUGCUACAAGAAACAUGCUAAAGGUACAUUGCUCAUACAUGUAUUUCUAUCUGUAUAAACUGGUCAUGCAUUAGAAUGUAGACAUUCUUUCUUGAGAAAUUGAAGGAAAGUAUGUAUAUUUAUCUUAACAAUAAUGAUAAGUAUAUAAAGAAACUGGCUAUUUGUGAUAUACUCUUUCUACUGGGUGAAUUAUGAUGUUAUUUGAUAGGGUGACUCCAUUUUUGUGUGUAGUUUGUUGUACAUGUACAUACAUGUAUGUAGCCUGGAACACAGCCCACCUGACACUCCACCCAACUCCAGAAAAGAGCUGGCUACCAGUGCCCUAUUUGCCAGGCUACAUAAACUGCAAGCAUGUAUAUAGUUUAAUGUUUUAUGAAAGGAAUGGAUUGUGAGGGACAGUGUGUUCUCACGUGUUAAGUGAUGUGUAGGUCUUGUUUAGGUACUGCUAGUAUUUGUUUCCUAAAUGUUUGGGACUGAGGUGGUAUGUUUAGCCAUGGCUUGCUUUAGCCAAGGACACAAUGGUGAAAUACAUUUUGUUUGUGUUUCCCUUUUCCACAAAGAUUUAGAGCAGCCCAGGGAUGCAGCAUCUGAUAAGUUAUUAAUGCAACAGGAAUGUGCUCAUUGUGCUGUACGCCAUUGCUGUGGUCUGCAUGAAAUGCACACUACUAGUGAAGGUCUGCAAGAGUGGUGCACAUAAAGGUGCAAAUUAUAAAAUUUAAUAUUUGUGCAGGACAGUUGUGUGUGUAUGCUAAAAUGUUCUUUCGCAUCAGAUUUAACAUACAAUAAGAGCUUUUUAUGCUCUGUAACGUAUUUGAAUACCCAAGAAGGUUUGUGUUUACUACAUGUAUAACUGUACUGAAAUAAAGGAAUCAAUUUGG